CUGAAUUUCAAGAUGGCCGCGCCUAUGGCGAUGAUCGUCUUGUGAAUUGUGGAUGAGCAUAAGCUGAAUAGGUACACGUGUACAUGUAGAUAUUCUUCAGUGUGCUCCAAUACCACAAUGUUUCGGCCCCCAGUUGCCUUUCGUUCCCCAGGCCGCCAGGGCUAUGCUGUCCAGUUCUCACCCUAUUUGCCACAGAGGUUAGCUGUAGCAACUUCUCAGCAUUUUGGUAUUGCAGGCAAAGGUAGUUUGUUUGUCAUUGAUGUCUUGCCAGCAGGAGCAGUGCUUCUCAACAGUUAUGAAUGGAAUGAGGGCCUGUUUGAUUUGGCUUGGUCAGAAUGUAAUAAGAACAUCAUUGUGUGUGGCAGUGGUGAUGGCACAGUACAGAUCUGGGACAUCACACAAGCCAAGGGUCCAGUCAAAGCAUUCAAGGAGCACACCAAAGAGGUCUACAGUGUGCAUUGGAGCCAGACCAGAGACCAAAAUUUUGUGGUGACAGGAUCAUGGGACAAAACAGCCAAACUGUGGGAUCCCAAUCACCACCAUUCCCUGGCAACAUUCACUGGUCAUCAACACAUUGUCUAUAGUGCCAUAUGGUCUCCUUAUGUCCCAGGCUGCUUUGCGUCAGCUUCAGGAGACCACACAUUGAGGUUAUGGGAUAUCAAAAGUCCUGGUGCAGCUCGAAUGAUCAUUCCUGCAACAAACUGUGAAAUUGUCACAUGUGAUUGGUGCAAAUAUGACCAGAAUUUACUACUGGCUGGAUCAGUGGAUAGUAAGAUUUGUGGAUUUGAUCUUAGAAACCCCAAAGUACCAGUAUUUCAGCUUGGAGGGCACACACGUGCACUUAGGAGAAUAAAGUGUUCUCCUCACAAGAAGACAGUGCUUGCAUCUUGCUCCUAUGACUUCACUGUUCGGACAUGGGACUUUGCUCUUCAAACUACACCCCUCGAGACCAUCGAACAUCACACAGAGUUUGUUUGUGGGUUAGACUUCAACCUGCACAUCCCUGGCCAGUUGGCAGACUGUGGAUGGGAUGACAGGACCGUUGUAUUCACUCCUAAAUCAUUGCUGGAGAAUCCUGUCCCAGGACCUUCUUGAUCACCAUUCAUAAAUCUAAAUGAAUGAUCGAUAUCCUUCAAAUGAAGCAAUCCCUGAGGUGUAUAUUCAUGUGUAAGUCCUGGUCUAAGACCAAGAAUGCAGUAGUUGUAUUCCUUUGUGAUGUGAAUGUAUACUUACCUCUGAGGUGAUACGACAGAUGACUUUGGUCAUUAUACUGCACCAUCUUCCCUGGAUGCACAUAGCUUGAUUAGCUAACCAUGCCACUAGUCAGAAAUGUUAAGGUGAAUCUGUGCUCCUUCACAAUAGGUUUCCAGGUUCAGUAGUAAGUAUCUAAAUGACAUUGAGCCUUGUGGAUAACACAUGACCCACCAUCAGGCCUGGGACUUGUGUACAUCAACCUCGGUAAGCCAUAAAUUCAUCUAGUAAAAUUACAUGUCCUGGCCAGAUUCAAACAUGCAACUAUCUGUAACCCACUUUUCAACAUCAAAUCCACAGUGCUAAGAUAUCAGGGGUCAAUUUCAAAGUACUUACAUGUACAUUGCAAUUCAUAGAAAAUGACAGUGGAUAGUAGGCUGUUACUAAUUAUGAUGGUUGAUACCAAUUAUUUCAGGAAUGUUGUCAUGUGUAGUUGAAUGCAUUGUUUAUUUUCAUGGCAAUACUUUCUGUAAAGGAGUCACUGGUUCACCUUAAACACAAGCAGUGUCUUUUAAGAGCUGAAUUCAUUCAUAAGGGCAAUCCGUUAUAUAUAAUUAACAUCUCCCCAACGCAAAAAUACAUCUUGAAAAUAGUUCGCGUUACCCGCUGCUUUAUUU
Messenger RNA from Acanthaster planci (crown-of-thorns starfish), 1868 nucleotides. RefSeq names its product peroxisomal biogenesis factor 7 (gene pex7). Gene Ontology annotation, cellular component: peroxisomal matrix; cytosol. Gene Ontology annotation, molecular function: protein binding. NCBI's taxonomy places the organism in Eukaryota, Metazoa, Echinodermata, Asteroidea, Valvatida, Acanthasteridae. The record is from RefSeq and is a predicted model, not a curated record. Gene Ontology annotation, biological process: protein import into peroxisome matrix.